AUGGCUGCUCAAGUAUCGUCCUUGUCGGAUGCGGCACCAAAACCCAAGAUCGACCUGUCCAAGAAGCUGUCUGAUCUCCGAUCAAACAACCGCAAGUCCCAUGCCUCCUCCAGAGAGCCAGCGCCAGUGACCCCUCCUCUUCCUUCCCCUCCAGAUCUUUCGCCCCAUGAGUACACGCACCCAGUUCGACGGAUCCUGUCUCCAAAUGACCAUGAAACGUUUGUCUCGUCGCCGACCUAUACUUUACUGCUUGCCUUUGUUUUUGGCCUUUCCGACUCGGUUCGUGGACGGGCCACCACCGACCUUGAGGACAAACCAGCGUCUCCGUCGGUUUCGAAGAUAGUAUCCAUCGUGGAUCUCAUGACCUCCCUUAUUGAUAAACAUCCUUCUAUCGACCAAGGGGGGUCGAGAUUUGGAAACCCCGCUUUCCGUGAUUUGUUUGAUGAUGUCGCCACGCAGAGUAUAACAUGGCACAGAGAAAUACUGGGAUUGCAGGAUGCGGCGGCUAUUGAAGAAGUCUCUACAUAUUUGCUUCACUCUUUGGGCUCGAGAGAUAGACUGGAUUAUGGGUCGGGGCAUGAGUUGAACUUUAUGAUGUGGUUGCUUUGUCUUCGCCAGAUGCAGGUCAUCACUACUUCAGAUUUCCAGAUGGUUGUUUUCCGGGUUUACGUUAGCUACAUGCAUCUGAUGCGACAAAUCCAGACCACCUAUUACCUGGAACCAGCUGGUUCUCACGGUGUCUGGGGUCUCGAUGAUUAUCAUUUCCUACCAUUCCUGUUUGGUGCUGCCCAGCUUGUGGAUCAUCCUUAUGUUACACCGUUGGCAGUUCACAACACAGCCGUCCUAGAUGAGGAAGGAGACAGGUAUAUCUACCUCGACCAAGUGCGGUGGGUGGAUAGCGUCAAGACCGUCAAAGGACUACGGUGGCAUAGCCCUAUGCUUGAUGACAUUUCUGGCGCCAAAAACUGGUUCAAAGUGGAGAGUGGAAUGAAGAAGAUGUUUGUGAAGGAGGUGCUAGGGAAACUACCUAUUAUGCAACAUUUUCUGUUUGGCAGUCUUCUUUCUGCAGUCCCUGGGAUGGGAGAGUCUAACGGGGAGAAUGAACAUGAUAUAGCCCACCACCAUGACCAUGGACAUCCCAACCACGACCACGACAACUUUGGGGGUGACUGCUGCGGAAUCAAGGUGCCGAGCACUAUCGCAGCGGGGGCUGAAAUGCGAAAACGAAUGGGCAACACAGGCCUACGACCGAUUCCGUUUGAUUAA
Molecule: messenger RNA, 1266 nt
Organism: Aspergillus wentii DTO 134E9
Lineage: Eukaryota; Fungi; Ascomycota; Eurotiomycetes; Eurotiales; Aspergillaceae
Product: serine/threonine-protein phosphatase 2A activator
Exons: 1
Coding region: 1-1266 (421 amino acids)
Biological process (GO): mitotic spindle organization
Cellular component (GO): nucleus; protein phosphatase type 2A complex; cytoplasm
Molecular function (GO): protein tyrosine phosphatase activator activity; peptidyl-prolyl cis-trans isomerase activity
Source: RefSeq, a predicted model, not a curated record